CAGAAGCCAACAGAAGCUUCUCUUCUUCCAGCUGCCUUUCCCCACUUUCUCCCCAGCUAUUCCUUCCUUCCCCUUUCUCCAAUCACCAUCCCCACCCUUCAUCCGCUGCCACAGCCACAGCCGCCGCUUCAUCUCAGUAACAACUAACAGGGCCGUUGCUCACCCUCUAACCCUGCUUCUCCGAUGAGCACGGCCCGCUCGUAGCGAGCUCGGUACCACCUCUGAGCGGUCUGUUGUUAUAGCGUUGUGUUCUGAACUCCUAGGAUAUGGAAGCAGCGUGGCUGCAGCCGCACCUGGGCUCGCCGCUGAAGCGGUGGCGAUGGCUGAUGUGGCAACGAGGCGGCGGGCAAAGUCUUCCUCUCUCGUCGCUGCUGCUCCUCGCGCUCGUCUUUCUGUCCAUGGCGGGUCCCCAGGUUGCGAGCUCCGUGUCCUCGAUUCAGUCGCUCCCGCUUCUGCUAUCGCGUCCUGCUGCGAGCAACGAGACCAAGUUCACGUCCGACCAGCAGUCGUCAAGGGGUUGCAAUCCCCACUCCGGGCCUGUCUGCUCGAGCAAUGGCAGGAGGUUUGCCGACGAAUGCGAAGCCAUGGCCGCCACUAAGGGUCGACUGACCGUGGGUCCCUGCACUGCGAAGCGGAACUACAGCGCAGGCAGGAACAGCAUCAGCAGAACCAUCCGCACGAUCAUCACUCACGUGUACCGCUCCUCCACUAACGCCACAAGCAGAACCAAGAUCGUUUCCGGCAGCGGCAGCAGCAGCAGCAGCAGCAGCAGCAGCGAUAACAUGAGCAGCAGGAGUAGCAGUAGCAUGAACGACGGCAGCGACGGCAGCAUGGAUGCUGACAGCAUUAUCAGCUCGAUUGGCUCGUCGGUAGAGGAGUCAUCGCCUGAUGCUUCAACAGCAGCAACAGCAGCCAGCUUGCUCAAGUCUCUGGUUUCGCCAGUCAAGUGCUCGUCCACAUGCCUGCGACCUAACCCUGUGUGCGGGGAAAACGGCGUCACCUUCUGGUGCGGGGUGCAGGAGGCGCAGUGUGCGGGGGCGGAAGUGGCCUAUGUGGGCGCGUGCGCGCCAGAGAGCGGAGUUCCGGGGCUAAGUCCGCGGACGUGGGAGGGGCUGGUUCUCGCGCAUCAAUUGUGGAUCCUUGUUGCCGCGGCUACAGUUCUAGCAGGACUCUUGUAGCAAACCGAACCUAAGCCUCGUUUCAAGACUUUGGAAGAUUAUCAAGAGCAAGAGCAUUAUCAGCAGCUAAGCUCUAGUGAGCAGCAACGGCAGUCUGUCAGGCUGCAGUUCUAUUUAGGUACUUAGGACCAGCGAUCGUCUUCUGUGCCAGCUGCCGCUGCCAAAUCACCUGGUGACCGCGGCACCCCUCCUCCCCAGCUCCCUGCUUGCAAGCCAUCUGCAAAGUCGUUAGGACCUGUUCACUAGGCAGCUCCCUAGCAUUAGGUGAUAAAGUAAUAUCUAUGCAAACUUGACAUAGUAGAUUAACAGAGGAUAAUGUGUUUUCCAUGUAGAUGUGAUUAUUAGGGGUGAGACCUAACAAAUGACUUGGGUUAGU
This is a messenger RNA of Closterium sp. NIES-67, 1554 nucleotides long. The record is from the annotation of a GenBank genome assembly. Lineage: Eukaryota; Viridiplantae; Streptophyta; Zygnematophyceae; Desmidiales; Closteriaceae.